Molecule: messenger RNA, 3554 nt
Organism: Diprion similis
Lineage: Eukaryota; Metazoa; Arthropoda; Insecta; Hymenoptera; Diprionidae
Product: guanine nucleotide-binding protein subunit alpha homolog
Exons: 5
Coding region: 321-1430 (369 amino acids)
Biological process (GO): adenylate cyclase-modulating G protein-coupled receptor signaling pathway; Rho protein signal transduction
Cellular component (GO): heterotrimeric G-protein complex; brush border membrane
Molecular function (GO): GTPase activity; D5 dopamine receptor binding; G-protein beta/gamma-subunit complex binding
Source: RefSeq, a predicted model, not a curated record
AGGUAUUAUAAAAGCUGUGACAGAUCCUACAAAACUGCGUCCGAUCGUGGGCUAGUGCCAUAGGUAUUUUUGAUGUAAUGUAGUGUUUGUGCCAGACAGCGAUGCUAUGGUAGGGCGACAUUUUCAUAUUCCAAAAGUAAUUCAUUUAUCAUUAAAUAAAGUUGACAAUAAUGAUAUAGUCAUGACGCUUCGUUAAGCCGUAUUAUGUUCACGAAGCGAUCAAGUAAACGCGGAGCUGCUAGACACCGGAUGAUAAUGGAGUGUGACGUGUGACGGUCGCAGAUGCGUUGAGGAGUAUAUGAAAAUUGAUUUACCCCAAAAUGGCACCGACGUUAACAUGGCUAUGUACCUGUUGCUUGCGAUUGAAAUUCACCCAGGAGCAGAUAGACCAGAUAUCCAAGAGUCAGGAAAUAGAUCAACAAUUGGAAAAAGAACGUCAGGAGAAAAGACGCGAAGUAAAAUUACUGCUACUCGGGGCUGGGGAAAGUGGAAAAUCUACGUUUCUUAAGCAAAUGAGAAUAAUUCACGGAGUUAAGUUCGAACCGGAACUUAUCAAGGAAUAUCAGCAUGUUAUUUAUCAGAAUAUCAUCAAAGGAAUGAAAGUGCUAGUUGAUGCUCGUGAUAAGCUCAACAUCCCUUGGGAAAAUCCUAAGAAUUAUGAUAUUGGUUACCAGUUGCUUAAGUUUGAAAAUACUACAAUCUUAGAUACUAGAUUAUUUCUACACUACGUUCCAUCCCUGCAAAGUCUCUGGAAAGAUGCUUCAAUCAAGCAAGCCUUUGAUCGAAGACGAGAAUUCCAGCUGAGUGACUCUGUGCAAUAUUUUCUUGACGACUUGGAAAGGAUCGCUCGUGUGGAUUAUAUACCGACGCAACAAGAUAUUCUGCACUGUCGAAAAGCUACCAAGGGUAUUUCUGAGUGUGUAAUAACAAUAAAGAAUAAAGCCUUCCUGUUCGUUGAUGUCGGUGGACAGCGAUCACAGCGACAAAAAUGGUUUCAGUGCUUUGACUGUGUUACAUCAAUACUAUUCCUUGUAUCUUCCUCUGAGUUUGACCAAGUAUUACUGGAAGAUAGGCGAACGAACAGAUUGGAAGAAUCAAAGAAUAUUUUUGAUACGAUUGUGAACAAUAUCCUGUUUGAAAAAAUAUCCAUAAUUUUGUUUUUGAACAAAACGGAUUUACUUGCAAAAAAAGUGCGAUCAACCGACACAGACGUGCGUUGGUACUUCCCGGAAUUUAUUGGAGAUUCACAUUCCAUGAAGGAUGUACAGAAAUUCAUCUUGAAUAUGUUCAUAUCGGUCAGGAGAGAACAUAAAGCAUCGUUAUUCCAUCACUUCACCACAGCCGUAGACACUGAAAAUAUAAAAGUUGUCUUUAAUGCUGUCAAAGACACAAUACUGAUUCGAAACUUGCAGUCGCUUAUGCUACAGUAAGCUUCUUUGGAGUUAUGGAAUCUCACUGUGAUUAGUUCGGACCAGAUCUGAAACCUUCGAGGAACGUUGGCUAUCAAAAUAGGUAAACGAACUAUGGUAAAAAUGAGGCACUAUAUGAAAUUUAGGAGUUUCCGAUCAGUUGAGGAUUAUAGCGAAUUGGCAAAAUCUUCGUGAAGUCUACGCUAAUAUCAAUCAAAUUAUAAUUCUUUUAACAAUUUUGUAUUUUCACCAAAAUUUUAGAAAUUCCGUACUUUGAAGUGGCACUUCGAUUUUUAUUUUACAUUUACGUUAAUAUAAAAACAUGCUGCAAAAUAACAAGCUUUAAAAUUUCAAGAUGCUACUCUUGUCAACUCUUCAAUUUAUCUUCUACUAUCAUAGGAAAAGCAAGAUCGAUGCGUAUAAAUGUUACGCUAUCAUCCCCUAGUGCUAAACGAGAAACUGCCUGAUACAGCUGAUACUGAUAUAAUAACCAAAAUGGAAAAUUUAUAUAAACAUAUACACGUAUUAUAAGAUAUUCUUCCAUCCCAUUUUGAUACACAUAUUGAUCAAUGGUCUUUGUAAAAAGUCUAAGCUACAUACAACAUAGCGUGUAUAUAGUAACACUUAUCGUUGUCAUAUAAUUUCAGUCGCAACGCAUUCGUAUAAGUAUAUUUAUAUAGGAAAUAUUGAAUUACAAACAAUUGUAACUUCGAGUUUUGUAUAUUGUACAGAUGUUUAAAAUGAUUCCCUUUAGGUCACUGUUAUUAUUAUUAUUAAUAUUAUUAUUAUUAUUAUUAUUGAUAUUAUUAUUAUUAUUAUUACUACUAUGAUAUACGUAAAAAAAAGUGCUGAUCAAAUAACUGAUUUUCGUGAAGAAUUAGGUAAUUUAUUUUUAGGUAAGAUUAGAGAUUUCAAUGACUAAGAAGCAAGCUAAGGAACAAUGAAACCAAAUAUUAGGUCCAUGCCAUAAAAACCAAAUGAAACUAACCAGUUUGUGUUCAAAUUGCUAUGAUCGUAAUUUGUUGUUGAUAAUCCCGAUUAUACUAAUUAAUUUAUUCACUUGUAGUGAGCUUUUUUUCGUUUUUUUUUUUCCAAAACUUCACUUUUGAAUUUUGUCAUAAUAUAGUAUUUCAAAUAUAAUCAAGAAUAAAUUGAUUUUUCUUUAGAAUCCCGUCAUCAAACUGCGAAUUUUACAAUUUAAACCAGUUCUUCUAUUUUUUGGGCCAAGGUUUUAUUUAUUAUUUUACUAUGUUUUUACAGGGCCUGUUUUUUCAUCACUGUAAUAGGUUGUUUAAAAAUACCAGCUUUCUAUCGGACAUUAUUCCAACAUAGUAUGUCAUGUUUUUUACUUGCAAAUUUUUUCAAAGAUUCUGUUGCUAAACGAAUUUGUUACAUUGAAAGCUUUUUUGCAAAUCAGGUAUAAAAGCUCAAUACUAAUAAGCUUCCGAAAUUUUUUUUUUUAUAGCUUAUCGAAUUUCCAUUAUAAUUCGAAAAUCUUGACUGUGAAAAAAGAAAAGAAGUUUCCUCCUUAUUGUUCAUUAUCUCUAUUCGCUGGUAUCCGAAAGGUAGUAAUUUUCCACACAAUUUCUACCAGUAACUCGUAUGGUUCAACUUGAAAUUAUUAUUAAUUGAAACAACUGAUCAACAAUUAAGUUUAUCAUCAUUUUUGUAAUAAUGUCUAUCAUUAUCGCAUGGGUUUUACUUCGUGUGGUAAUGAGUGAUCAAAAAUUAUUAGGUUCUACAUUCCUAUGGAGCCAAUGCGGCCCGGUUUCAACGAAAUUGAGUGUUGUAUUUCUUAAUAUUUUGACUAUUGUAUAUAAAGUUUUACAUGACAAGCGUGAUAUUAUACAUGAUUUAUAUGACUGUCGUUGUCGACCAUCUUUGCGCGUUUCACACAAACUGGUAACGGAUAAAGAAAUUUUUAUUAAAAUAUUUUGAAACACUACAUAAAUAUAUACCUACAAUCUAUACAUAUAUAUAUAUAUAUUUAAUUAUUUGAUAUGCAACAAAUCUGUGCAAGGCUAAUCAACCUAUUUAUAUACACUAUUUAUAUAUAUAUAUAUAUAUAUAUAUAUACACACACACACAUGUAUGUAUAACUUAUCGUAUACAAUGAUAUGUGUAUAGUUAGAAGUGUACCAUGUA